This is a messenger RNA of Octodon degus (degu), 1215 nucleotides long. It is a transcript of the gene Tspan4, whose product is annotated as tetraspanin 4. The transcript is spliced from 8 exons. The record is from RefSeq and is a predicted model, not a curated record. NCBI's taxonomy places the organism in Eukaryota, Metazoa, Chordata, Mammalia, Rodentia, Octodontidae. Gene Ontology annotation, cellular component: membrane. Bases 164 to 880 code for a protein of 238 amino acids.
CUGGUCUGCGGUGCGAGUGCCGUCCUUACCCACGGCCGGCGUGGACCCGAGGGUCCUGGCUGCCCACUGCUUCCACCCUGGCUGGCACAGCCGCCUCUAUGGCUGUCUGGUAGCAGACCGGGCUGUGGGCCUGGCCAGCUCCUCAGAGCUGAAGCGCUGCAGCAUGGCGCGCGGCUGCCUGCAGGGUGUCAAGUACCUCAUGUUCGCCUUCAACCUGCUCUUCUGGCUGGGAGGCUGUGGCGUCCUGGGUGUCGGCAUCUGGCUGGCUGCCACACAGGGGAACUUUGCCACCCUGUCAUCGUCCUUCCCAUCCUUGUCGGCUGCCAACCUGCUCAUCGUCACAGGCACCUUCGUCAUGGCCAUUGGCUUCGUGGGCUGCAUUGGGGCCCUCAAGGAGAACAAGUGCCUGCUGCUCACCUUCUUCGUGCUGCUGCUGCUGGUGCUCCUGCUGGAGGCCACCAUCGCUGUGCUCUUCUUCGCCUACACUGAUAAGAUUGACAGGUAUGCCCAGGAAGACCUGAAGAAGGGCCUGCACCUAUACGGCACGCCAGGCAAUGUGGGGCUCACCAACGCCUGGAGCAUUGUCCAGACUGAUUUCCGCUGUUGUGGCGUCUCCAACUAUACUGAUUGGUUUGAGGUAUACAACGCCACACGUGUGCCCGACUCCUGCUGUCUGGAAUUCAGUGACAGCUGUGGGCUGCAUGCUCCUGGCACCUGGUGGAAGGCGCCCUGCUAUGAAACAGUAAAAGCCUGGCUCCAGGAGAACCUGCUAGCCGUGGGUGUCUUCGGGCUGUGCACAGCGCUGGUGCAGAUUCUGGGUCUGACCUUCGCCAUGACCAUGUACUGCCAGGUGGUGAAGGCCGACACCUACUGCACCUAGACUACCAGACAUCCUGCUUCUCUGCCAAAGGACACUGCCGGGUGGGGAGCCAGCCCAGCCAAGCCCACCCCCCAGCCAGGACUCGGUGCUCUGCUGGGCGUGGCGCAUGCUGGCACCUCAGCACUGGUGGCUGUGGGGUCUCAGGAUCAGACGGAAGAGUCAGCUGGGAUGGAAGAACUCGAUGCGUUUCAUACACGUGCCCUGCAGUGUGGGGCCUGGUGCUCUGGGGCCAGGCCCCGCCAUCACAUUCCAUGGGAGCUGCUGCUCCAGUGCAUUGAAUAAAGUGCGUGAGUGGCACUGGCUUGCAGCCGUAGGCCAGGUGCCCCUUAACCUUG